AUGAACACUGACAACACUGACGAUAACAUGAACUCUGACAACACUGACGAUAACAUGAACUCUGACAACACUGACGAUAACAUGAACUCUGACAACACUGACGAUAACAUGAACACUGACAACACUGACGAUAACAUGAACUCUGACAACACUGACGAUAACAUGAACUCUGACAACACUGACGAUAACAUGAACUCUGACAACACUGACGAUAACAUGAACUCUGACAACACUGACGAUAACAUGAACACUGACCAACACUGA
Knipowitschia caucasica is the source of this 264-nucleotide messenger RNA. The record is from the annotation of a GenBank genome assembly. Lineage: Eukaryota; Metazoa; Chordata; Actinopteri; Gobiiformes; Gobiidae.